This is a messenger RNA of Drosophila innubila, 738 nucleotides long. RefSeq names its product cytochrome b5. Gene Ontology annotation, cellular component: membrane; intracellular membrane-bounded organelle. Lineage: Eukaryota; Metazoa; Arthropoda; Insecta; Diptera; Drosophilidae. Bases 173 to 532 code for a protein of 119 amino acids. Gene Ontology annotation, molecular function: heme binding. The transcript has a single exon. The record is from RefSeq and is a predicted model, not a curated record.
UCAAUUGGCAGUUCAUUGAAGAACAACUAGGGAAAGUUGCUAGCAUUUACACAUAAAAGCAAUUAAACAAUUACAAUCAACGUCAUAAAUGUGAAUCUUAUCGCUUGUUAGCAGAUAACAUACCAAAAGUCUACAUCAUUUCCGACUGCCAAAAUUUCGAGUAUAGUUCGUCAUGUCACAGAUAUAUCAAUUGAAUGAAGUGGCCGAAAAUAAUGGUAAAAAGGGAAAACCCGCUUGGAUAAUCUACAAGGGAAACGUUUACGAUGUGACAAGCUUUCUAAAGGAUCAUCCUGGUGGCGAAGAUCUAAUACUGGAGGUAGCUGGCAAGGAUGCCACAAAAGCCUUUAACAGUGCUGGACAUUCCUCGGAUGCGGUGAACGAUUUAAAGAAGUACAAAAUUGGCGAAGUUGCUAUAAAUGCACAGCCAACGACACAGACGCCACCGACUCCCGCCAAGACAGAGGAGAAGCUGCCGCCCAAGGAGCCAAUGAAGCCAUCAUCAUCAUCCUCCAGUUUUCUGUGCUGCUGUUGAGGAGAGAGAGAGAAGAAAAGCGCCGUUUCCAAUUGACAACUGAAAUAAUUAUUGUGUUUAUUAACAUAUAGUUCAGGUCGUUUUAGUAAUUAAUUAUAGUAGUUAACUAACACACUCUCAUCCAACGCUCACAUCAUAGUCAUUUAACUAAUACGAAUAGAAUUAAGAUCAACUUUGCGUAUCGCAAUGUGAAUAAACUUCCCCAA